AUGAAGGUCGUUGUGUUCCUCCUAGUUUUCGUGUGUUGUUUCCAUCAAAUAUGCAGUUUCCAGCGCUCGAUCGUUGUCUUGAAAGCAUACAAGAAUAAUAGUGUAUCAGAUCAUCGCUGCAUUUAUUUGUCGAAAACAAGUCGAUUAGAUCCCUUCUUACAGACAACAAAAUUGAAACUGGUCAAUUUGGUGUCUUCUUCCAUCAAUGCACUUGAUCUCCCUGGUUUAUUGCCAACGCCACCGAUUUCUGUGUCCGUUCUGUGGGACAAUUUUCAAGAUUCCGAUAUAAUACAAUUAAAUCCAAAACUUUUAGUGAUUAUUUAUAAUGGAGAAUUAAAACUGAAAGUUGAAGUGUUAAUGGCUUCACAUGUUGCUGAUGUAUUUAAUCGGUCGGUAAUAUUUUUAGAUGCUGAUCAGUUCAGUGAUAUUAUUCUUAGUAAAUCUGGUCCUAUUACGGAUGAUAUUUUCCUUUCUGUUUCUCCAUUUACUCGUUCUACAAUCGCCUAUGAAAUUCUAAUUUGGAUUUUACUGUAUGUAUUUGUCACUACCGCCAUUUUACUGGCUGCAUGGAUGAUCGUUGUAAACUGUGAUGAAAUGCUGUUAGAGUUUACUCAACGUUACAGUGGAUUACCAAAAACUGGUAUAUGCUCAUAUUUGAUCAUUAUUGUGUUUCUACUGGUUGCAGUUAUAGCCUUAGUGAUAAGUUAUUUUUUCUAUGAUGUUAUUGUUUAUAUCCUGAUCACCGUGUUUGUAUUGAUGGGCACAUAUUCAAUCGCCUAUUUUCUCGUGUUUAUCACUCAACGUUGUAUUCCAUCGAUAAACAAAAUGAUAACAUGUGAUUCAAAAUUAUGUCGGAUUGUGGGUCUUAGGAAAGUACCUGUCUUAUUUCUGGUUGCUCUACCGAUUGCUUUGUCUAUUACAUUAACUUGGUUGGUAUUUCGUAAAGAUGAAAUGAUUGGUUGGCCCCUUCAAUCUGUUAUUGGAUUACUAUUGGUAUCAACUAUUCUUUCAGGUUCUUUGGUUGUACCAUCGGUUAAGUUAGACGAGUUUGAUAAGAAACACGGGGUGGAUUUUGAAAGCCGUGAUCGUCCAGAAUUUAAAAAUAAAUCUUAUGAAUUUAUCAAUAAGGAUGAUACUAUUACUGUAUACAAUAGACAAAGGGCUAAAUAUUUACGAUUAUUCUUACAACGUGCUUGUCAUUCACAACAUCAACAACAACAACACCAACAAUUACAACAAGCACGCUUGAUGCUACCUCCUGAACAAACAGAUACCGAUAUGAUGGAAUCGGAGACAGUACUGCUCAAUAAUAAACGAUCAUUAACAAAUAAUAAACAUUCAAAUAAAUAUACCUCUACAUAUACAAACGGUGAUGUGAAUUUUAAAUCAUCUAAUCAUCGUAUCUCUUCGUUAACAUUCACUAAUAAAAGUUGUUUAAAGUCAUCUUCACAGAAAGUGUUUUACAAUUGCUAUGAAGCUAAUUCUUCCUCUGGAAAUGUUAAUAAUCGAGUAACAACCACUACGGAUAUUUCCAAUUCACAAAGUUCAACAGUUCAUGAAUCUAGACGAAAUAUGAAUCGGUUCAUGGAUCCGAUUACUGGUUUCGUUCAUGACACAUAUUCUCAUUCACAUUAUUUUACAAAAGGUGAACAACACGAUACCAAUAUGAACACACGAGGUCAAACAGCCUCAGAAACUGAAUAUUUUGAUCGUAUCAAUAGCGAUUUGGGAAGUGAUGUGGACUCUUCCUCUUGUCCGGAUGAAGUAGAAGCUCCAUCACCACCCACGUGUGGAAACGAAUUGCCUAAUUGGCAAAAUUCAAAUGCUAGAUCUGAUGUAAAUCUCGAUCCUAUACAAGGAAUUCCAAAAAGUGAUAAAACUCAAGUAUCAAGAAGAUCUUCUUAUAGUUGUCGCAAUAGAAAACACUAUUGUCCGAAAUGUCGUUCUCGUCCCAAUGUCUCGGUAUCAUCAAACACUGAUUCUGGUCCACUUAAUAGUGUCGAGGAAUUUAAUAAUGUCAAGAACAGCAAUGAUGGUAAAUCACUUGAAUCCGAAGAACUACCAUCGAAACCAGUAAGCAUUCCUACACAAGGCGACAAAAUUAUGUCGAAUAUAAAUGAAGAAAUAUUGCAUUCGGCGGUUACAUUUGAGCAAAAGGAUCAGCACUUGGAGGAUGAAGUAACUAAGGAAAAUUUGAGAAAUAUUCUUCUUAAAACUCAUUUGAAUAGAGAUUCAUAUGCUUAUGAUAAUCUGAAAUCUGCCAAGGAUGACACUGUUCGUUGUUAUAUGUGGGCUGGAGAGAAGUUGUCAAAAUUCAAUCUAACUAUGUUGGAUAUUGGAAAGAAUGUAAUCUAUGCUGUUGAACGACAAAAUGUUUCUUCGGAUUACAUAAUGCUUGCUUGUAUUGCUACAUUUCUAUUGCCUUUUGUAGCUGUCAUAUUUCACUCGACUAAUUCAACAAACAAUUCUGAUCACUUGAUAAUUAAUCCAUCGAAUGUACAAAAUAAUGAUGGUCAAUUUCUAUCAUCGUUUAUAACAGGAGAUAAUAUAUUAUUUCUUGAAAAUAAUAAUUCGCUAAAUCAAACAUUAUUUACACAUUUAUUUACUUCUAAUAAUUCUAUUUUUGGAAAUACUGUUAUCGGAUUGUAUAUACGUGCUAUAUUAAGCAUUUUCAAUCAUUUAUUUUCUUCUGUUCUACUAAAAAUGUACAAUUUAUUAAUUGGUGCUGAUGUACAAGCUUUUAAUUGUUCUCAACCUUAUUGUAUAAUAUUUUGGAAUAUUGUAACUGGACAAUUCUUUAUUAAUUGGUUCUCUAAACCAGAUAUACAAGGACGUUUGGUUAUCUUAAUUGGCUUCAUAUUAAGAUUCAAUGUGUAUGGUACGGUAUUCUUCCUGUUAUGCAUUGCUGAACGCACUUUUCAAGAGCGUUUACUUUACGCGAAAUACUUUUUUUCCUUAACAUCUGGACGUCGUGCUCUAAAAUAUCGAGUACCACAGUUUCGUCUGAAUAAAAUUGGUCAUAUAAAGUGUUGGUUAAUGCUUCGAUCGUAUUUAAAGAAACGUGGUCCACAACGAUCAGUUGAAAUUAUCAUGGCAACUGCAUUUUAUAUUGUCUUCACACUGGGUCUCAGUUUAUGUGCCCAACUUCUUUCAAAAAGUCGUGGAAGUGUUUUUCUUCAAUUGACUAAUUGGGAUAUCUUGGGUCUUACUUUUGGCAUUGUCAUCUUUCUCUAUCGUUUCAUUCUCCUUGGUACAAAAAUCACAAAGAAAUACCGUAACUUUUCUGUACUUAUAACUGAACAAAUCAAUCUCUAUUUGAGUAUGGAAAGUAAACCACAUAAAAAGGAAGAUUUAAUGCUUACAUUUCAAGUUCUACGCUUAGUUGAAAGUUUAUUAAAAGAAGUGGAUGGCCCAUUCCGUGUUUGUGGUUGGACAUUGAAUCCUUUAGUCUAUAAUAUAUUUAAAUUAGUUCUACUUUCAUGUGUAUCUACCCUGUUAUCAGAAUCAUUGGGUUUCAAACUGAAGUUAUACAAAUUAAAGUUGAAUCCAUCCAACUGGUAAAAUGGAAAGUAGACGAAGAAAACGAAACAGAGAAAAACUCAACGAAUUAUGUUUGCUUAUCUUUUUUGUAGAAAAAAAAAUUGAAAAAUAAAUAUCUAUCUAGCUAUCUUCAUUUUAGUUAUUUAUUUAUUUAUUUUAUGUGAAUACAAUAAACGUGUUUUUAGUUUCUUACAGUGAAUGAACAUGCAACAUGUAGACUCUGUAUUUGUGAAUUAGUUAAUUAAUCAGUUAAUUAAUUAGUUAAUCAAUGAAUCGGUUAUUUAUUAUUAUUAUUUAUUUCUACUUCUGAUCUUUUCUUUGUUAUCUCUCUCUCUCUCUCUCGUGAACAUAACUCAAAUCAUUUAGAGAGAGAGAGAGGGGGUGAGGACAAUCAUUUGAAAAUACAACGACCAACUUCCGGUUUUUUGAUUUCUUUCACAGUAUAUCACAUCUGUAUAACAAUGUUUCAUGUUGUUUACACAUUUAGCAGGGUAUACAUGCACAGUAUGAAUUUUUCUGUUUUUUUUUAAAAAAAAAACUAUUUCCAAUGUCAGUAUUUGUCCAUUACUUAAUAAAUAAUCUUUAUUUAUCUUAUGAUUAGUGUUUCAUUAGUGUCAUUUCUGAUGAGAAUGCCAUACUGCACUCAAACCAUCUAGUUAUUCCUUUCUUAACAUUGUGUGUCAGAUGAUGCUCUAUUCUACAUGUUUGUGUGUGUGUGUGUGCAGCAGGGUUCUGGGGGGGGAUUAACACACAUUCAUUCUUCAUUAUUUAUUUCUCUCUGACAAGAAAAAAUGUGAUAUAACUGUAAAAAUAGAAUAUUAGUAAUACGUUUCUAUACGAUUCUAAUUUUUAUUUAAAGGCUUAUAUCGUUGUUGUAAAAGGUAUUAAUGAUUUUGAGCUUGAUUUCCACCUUGUUUGUUUCUGAGAGUUGAAAAAAGCAGAAUCUCUCAUCCUCAACAUACAUACAUAUAUAAUAUAUUCAUUGUAAAACUUUGUCAUCCACCUUACACUUCCUCAUCGCCGCCCGCCUUCCAUUCAUUUGUUGAAAAUGUCAUUGAAGACUGUAAUUCUAGUCAUGAAGAACUUUUUACCCUUCUUCUUCGUCUUCAUACAACUUCUUUAUGCCUUUUUUUCCUGUGUCUAUACUUCCACUAAUUAAUAAUACACGUAGACAGUUGAUUUGUCUGUGUUAUCAUCAACAACAACAACAUUAUUAUUAUUAUUAUUGUUAUUAUCAGCUUCGAACAAAUAAAUGUCUUUUAGAAUAAAGAAUAAUACUAGUUAGCGCUGUAUUUAAAAAAAAAUACAAUUGCUCUAGCUAAUUCUUUUGUUUUGAUUUUUUUCUUUGUGUAAAAUUACAUUUCAUUUUGUGUACAAAAUACAACGAAAUUAGUUUCUGUUAAAUUGUUUUCUGAUUCACAUAUAAUCACGAAAUAAAGUUUGCUU
Trichobilharzia szidati is the source of this 4986-nucleotide messenger RNA. The record is from the annotation of a GenBank genome assembly. Lineage: Eukaryota; Metazoa; Platyhelminthes; Trematoda; Strigeidida; Schistosomatidae.